AGGCUAGUUCAGUUAGAGUCACGGGUCCAGUCCAGCAUCAUGCAGAGUUCUCCAAUCAUUUUUGUGACAGCCAUCCUCCUCGGCGCCGCACUGGUGAAAGGCUUUGACGAAAAGGAGGCCAUGGCAAAGCUGAUGAGUGCAGCCGAGGGCUGUAUGGCCGAGGUGGGAGCCGCAGACGCCGACCUACAGGAGCUAAUCAAAAAGCAGCCUGCCAGUUCGUAUGCUGGAAAGUGCCUUCGUGCCUGCGUGAUGAAGAGCUUUGGAUUGAUUGACGCAAACGGCAAGCUGGACACGGACGCCGGUCACGAAAAGGCCAAGCAAUACACAGGAAACGAUCCGGAGAAGUUAAAGUUGGCUCUCGAAAUCGGAGACAAGUGUGCGGCCAUUAGUGUGCCGUCCGAUCAUUGCGAGGCUGCCGAAUUAUAUGGUGCUUGUUUCAAGAGCGAGGCCACCAAACACGGACUGAUGUAGUCGCUUCAACAGCCCCCGGAUCGAACACGCAAAAACCGUACCCUGAAGAGACCCCUAUAUACAUAAGUAUCUGUGAGAUAAAAAAAUUCAAAAAAAAAAAAAAUAAACGCGGCUUAAACUCA
Messenger RNA from Drosophila ficusphila, 593 nucleotides. It is a transcript of the gene Obp28a, whose product is annotated as general odorant-binding protein 28a. Gene Ontology annotation, biological process: sensory perception of smell. The coding region runs from base 40 to 471 and encodes 143 amino acids. The transcript has a single exon. Lineage: Eukaryota; Metazoa; Arthropoda; Insecta; Diptera; Drosophilidae. The record is from RefSeq and is a predicted model, not a curated record. Gene Ontology annotation, molecular function: odorant binding.